AUGACGACGAUUCUAAUUGACCGACUGUCUGAAGCAUACCGUCGAUCACCAGGGACGUCUUCAUCAACAACGCAACCCUCGGAUUCCCAUGAGUCGAAUGCGAAGCGAGGAAAUUGCGUGUCUGUUCGGCCUUGUUGGUACUAUUGCAUGGCCUGUGCCUUCUCCAAGACUAUUGCUAGCUUCAACGGGUCGCCACCUCGACCUUCGAGUCGAUUAAUCCAUCGAUCAGUUGGGCUCAAGGCUGUGAGGGAGAACUUAGUAUCGCAGCGGUCUCCUGCGGAGACUCUUGGUGUCGCAGAUGUCCCUGCGGAGACUCUUGGUGUCGUAGAUGUCCCUACGGAGACUCUUGGUGUCGUAGAUGUCCCUACGGAGACUCUUGGUGUCGUAGAUGUCCCUACGGAGACUCUUGGUGUCGUAGAUGUCCCUACGGAGACUCUUGGUGUCGCAGAUGUCCCUGCGGAGACUCUUGGUGUCGUAGAUGUCCCUACGGAGACUCUUGGUGUCGUAGAUGUCCCUACGGAGACUCUUGGUGUCGUAGAUGUCCCUACGGAGACUCUUGGUGUCGCAGAUGUCCCUGCGGAGACUCUUGGUGUCGUAGAUGUCCCUACGGAGACUCUUGGUGUCGCAGAUGUCCCUGCGGAGACUCUUGGUGUCGUAGAUGUCCCUACGGAGACUCUUGGUGUCGCAGAUGUCCCUGCGGAGACUCUUGGUGUCGCAGAUGUCCCUGCGGAGAACUUGGUAAUGCAGCGGUCUCCUGCAGAGAACUUGUUAACGCAGCGGUCUCCUGCGGAGUUCACUUGGUAA
Molecule: messenger RNA, 804 nt
Organism: Penicillium nucicola
Lineage: Eukaryota; Fungi; Ascomycota; Eurotiomycetes; Eurotiales; Aspergillaceae
Exons: 3
Coding region: 1-804 (267 amino acids)
Source: RefSeq, a predicted model, not a curated record